Messenger RNA from Amaranthus tricolor (Joseph's coat), 2249 nucleotides. RefSeq names its product apyrase 2-like. The record is from RefSeq and is a predicted model, not a curated record. The transcript is spliced from 9 exons. Gene Ontology annotation, cellular component: membrane. Gene Ontology annotation, molecular function: nucleoside diphosphate phosphatase activity. Lineage: Eukaryota; Viridiplantae; Streptophyta; Magnoliopsida; Caryophyllales; Amaranthaceae. The coding region runs from base 516 to 1922 and encodes 468 amino acids. Gene Ontology annotation, biological process: nucleoside diphosphate catabolic process.
AGGAACAAAAAAAAAUCAACUCAAGCAAAGGAAACAAAGGGAGAAGUGUGAAAGAAGAAUUAGUUUGCACCUUAUUCUAAUCAUACAAUUUACAACUUACAAUUACAGUUGUACUCUACCCAACAUUACAAUUAAAGAUCCACUUCUUUUCGUCAUACAAUCCAUAAUAAAUAUCCGAAGACCCUUAAUUAAUCCCUUACCCAAAUCAAUUUUUUCAUUUUACAUAUUUCUUUUCUGUAACAAAAAUUUCAAAAAAACAUUACCCACAAUAAAUUUCCCAUCAAUCACUCAUAAAUUUCUAUCUUUCAAAAAAAAUCAAGAUAAUUCCUUACAAAUCUGAAGAACUGGAGUCGUCAGGGGGAGUAAACGGUAAGAUCAGGUACAGAUCGCCAUCAUCGGCGGAAUUAGCAUCAGAAACUCAACAAACAACUUCAUUAUCAUCAAACCCAGUUGGGAUUUCUAUAUCUUCACCUUCAUUGUUAUCUGAUUCUACCCAUUUACAAGACCCUGACAAAAUGCUCAAGAGAAAUAAGUAUCAACAAGAAUCUUUCUUCGAUAAAUUGUACAAGUAUCGUGGAAUUAUUCUUGUAAUUACAUUACCACUUUUGUUGAUCUCCUUUGUUUUAUACAUGAUGCCGAGAGUUACUGAUGAUGAUGGGUAUUCUCCUAGAAAGAUGAAAAGUGGUUUGAUUUCUGUGAAUGGUGAUUAUAGAUAUGCUGUGAUCUUUGAUGCUGGAAGUUCUGGAAGUAGAGUUCAUGUUUUUUGUUUUGAUAAGAAUAUGGAUCUUGUUCCGAUUGGUAAUGAUCUUGAGCUUUUCUCUCAGAAAAAACCGGGUCUAAGUUCAUAUGCAAGCAAUCCUCAUGAAGCUGCAGAGUCACUGGUUUCUCUUCUAGAGCAGGCGGAAGCUGUUGUUCCAAAGGCGUUGCAACCGAAGACUCCAGUCAGAGUUGGGGCAACUGCAGGGUUAAGGCAACUGGCUGGCGAUGCACCGGAAAAAAUAUUGCAAGCAGUCAGAGACCUGCUCAACGAUAGAAGUGAUCUGAAAUUAGAGGGAAAUGGGGUCGCUGUUUUGGAUGGAACCCAGGAAGGUUCUUUUCAGUGGGUGACAAUAAACUACCUUUUAGGGAACUUAGGGAAGACGUACUCGAAUACAGUUGGAGUAGUUGAUCUUGGUGGUGGUUCUGUUCAAAUGGCAUAUGCUGUUUCUGAAAGUGAUGCUGCUAAGGCUCCAAAGGUAUCAGAUGGUGAAGAGGUAUAUAUUAGGGAUAUGUAUCUCAAGGGUAGGAAAUAUCACCUAUAUGUGCAUAGCUACUUGCACUAUGGUUUACUAGCAGCUCGUGCUGAGAUUCUGAAGGCAGUUGGACAUGCGGAAAAUCCAUGCAUAUUGACAGGCUAUCAAGGGGUUUAUACCUAUGGAGGUGUUAAGUAUGAUGUGGCAGCUUCUCUAUCUGGCGCAAAUGUGGAUACUUGCAGAGCUUUUACGUCGAAGGCUCUUAAAGUCAAUGACACAUGUACACACAUGCAGUGCUCUUUUGGCGGUGUUUGGAAUGGCGGUAGGGGUGAUGGACAGAAGAAUCUGUUUGUUGCCUCUUUUUUCUUUGAUAGAGCAGCUGAGGCUGGUUUUAUCGAUUCUAAGAAGCCGGUUGUCACUGUGACCCCUUCAGCUUUCAAGGAGGCUGCUAGGAUUGCUUGUGGCACCAAAAUCGAAGACGGGAAGUCCAAAUAUAAAAAUGUCGAAGAAGAUAAUCUGCCUUAUCUAUGCAUGGAUCUCGUCUACCAAUACACGCUACUUGUGGAUGGUUUUGGCCUAGAACCUUCACAAACGAUGACAUUGGUGAAGCAAGUGCCUUAUGGAAAUUAUCAAGUGGAAGCGGCAUGGCCACUAGGAAGUGCCAUCGAGGCCAUGUCGUCCUUGGCUUAAAAUCGAGAUUCUUUGCUGUUGAGGCGAUUUCUCCCAGGCUAAUCUUUUUGAUGGAAUUCAGUUUUGGCCACUGCUAAUAUCGGUUGGUCGACUGGUUUAGAAGUUUUGACAUGGCUUCUUUGUUACGCAGAUCGGUACCAAAAUUUAUUCAGAGAGGUGUUAUUGGAUUACAUUGGAGAGUUACUUCUCUCUUUCAUUAAGUUUUGUGAUUAUAUUUUAAACAAUACAAUCAGCUCAUUGAAUUUUUAUAGAAUACAUUUGGAUAUGUGAACCUCCUGUCUUUGGUUGAACAAUUUUUUAUCGUCUCUUUUUUGGGCGUUCCUUGUA